GGGGGUGGUCGAUUUAUGACUUGAUAGUUAGGUCAGGGAUUUCUAAGGGAAUACCCAGAGGUUGCAGCUGCUGCUGAGCUCUCAGCCCCAGCAGCUCCACGUUGACCGGCGGGAGAGCGAGGCGGAGAGCUAGCAGCAGGCAAGAACCAGGGCCACGGGCUGAGGAGCGGUUACCGCAAAGUAACAGGAGAGGGGGGAGGCGAGAAAGCCAGAAAAAAAAAAAAGUGGUCGCUUUCCGUGGCGGGGCGAGGUGCCCAGAGAAACCGGGGGCUCAGCGCCCCUCUGUCACGCGUGGACCCAUUUACGGGAAAGGAGAGGGGAGAACUGACUUGCUUUGGAAGACGCAAUAAAAUUGAAAGAGAGAAAAGAAAAAGAAGCUAAGUUAUGCAGAACUGAUUGAUUCCCCGAGAUUAGGGGAAGGCAUGAGUCUGUCAGGGCUGCGGGACGCGUGUAGGCUGGAGCCGCAGCCCCCACGGGAGCGGGCCGGCCCGCGGUGAACUGGGCGUCCUGCUGGGAAGGUAGAUCAGCAAGCCAGCGGCAAUGCAGGGACGCCUGCUCUAGAGAAGCCUCCCGGAGAGGGAGUGUGUAGCCUCGAGAAAAGAGGGGGCUCAAGGGGAGCCCUCAGUCUGGAGCCUGCCCCUCUCCUCCUCUCCCGCAGCCCCCCUCCCUCGCCCAAGCCCCCCAGCCCAGCAGAGUUCGGCACCCCUACCGCGUUCCACUCAGGGAGAGAUGCCCUCAGUCCCUGCGGCCCCCCGGGGACAACGCGAGCAUGGAGAAGUCGAGUAGCGAGGAUUCUUCGAUCCACCGGAGUCCAUCUUUGGACAGCAAGGACUCGGACUUUGCCAAGCCCUCUUCCUCGGGCCGCCCCUUGGGCCGCGGCUUCACUGCGGGCGCCUUCUAUGGUACCACGGGUUCCCGAACCCGGGGCCAGAGCCACGCGGAAGCCGGAGUGAAGACGGACAAGUACAAUGCCCCGAAGGGCAGCAAGUAUGUGGUGUUUUACCUGGACCUCUCCUUUGUCUUCCUUCUAGAAUUUAAGAAGUGCAACAUGGCCAGAGGCUGCCUCUGCUGUUUGAAAUACAUGAUGUUCCUGUUCAAUUUGAUAUUUUGGUUGUGUGGCUGUGGACUGUUAGGGGUGGGCAUCUGGCUCUCUGUCUCCCAGGGAAACUUUGCCACCUUUUCCCCCAGUUUCCCCUCACUGUCAGCAGCCAAUUUGGUUAUUGCUAUUGGCACUAUCGUCAUGGUGACCGGCUUUCUGGGCUGCCUAGGAGCCAUCAAGGAAAACAAGUGUCUCCUUCUCAGUUUUUUCAUAGUCCUGUUGGUCAUUCUCCUGGCAGAGCUGAUCUUACUCAUCCUGUUUUUUGUCUACAUGGACAAGGUGAAUGAUAAUGCUAAGAAGGAUCUGAAAGAAGGGCUGCUCCUGUAUAACACGGAAAAUAAUGUGGGACUGAAGAAUGCCUGGAACAUCAUUCAAGCUGAGAUGCGAUGCUGUGGGGUUACUGACUUCACAGACUGGUUUCCUGUGCUGGGAGAGAAUACAGUUCCUGACCGUUGUUGCAUGGAGAAUUCCCAGGAUUGUGGGCGAAACUCUACCACCCUUGUUUGGAAAACAGGCUGUUAUGAGAAGGUAAAGACAUGGUUUGAUGACAACAAACACGUUUUGGGCACAGUGGGGAUGUGCAUUCUCAUCAUGCAGAUUUUAGGCAUGGCCUUCUCCAUGACACUUUUCCAACAUAUUCACCGGACUGGUAAAAAAUAUGAUGCCUAAGCCACCUGGCUGGGAGUGCCUCUACACCAGGGAAGACUCGUGCUUUCGUAGCCUCCUGAAUGCCAGACUGCCGUCCCUUCCUAUGCGUAACCCAACCCUGUACUGUCCAACAGAUCGACGUCCCCACCCUUCCUGAAUCAUCCAUAGACUUCUUUGUCGGGUGGGCAGGGUGGGUAGGGAGAAGGGGAAGGAAACCUCAGGAGGUGGGAAGUUGUGUGUGUGUGUUGGGGGUGGGGGGUGGGACUUUUCUGCAUCCACAUCUGUUUCUUUGCCAAAGAAGAUGGAGGGAUGGGGAGAGGACGAGGUAGAGUGAUGGGAGAUGCUAAAAGAGCAAACUCCAAUAUGACACUAAUCCCUCCUUAGCUCUCUUUUACCUCCUGCCCUUCUUCUACGCACUGACACUUUGCCUGACCCAGAGGGGAAAGGGGAUGGAGAAGAGGAGGCAAACUCCGGUCCUUGUUGGGGGUUUCUCCCUUUUCACCUCCCUGCCCCCCUUUCAAGGGACACAGCCUCUUCUAUAUCUGCUUUUUAGCCACACCUCGCCCCCACCUCUGGUCCAGAGACCUGGAAGACUUAAUGGGAGGGAGGGAGGGUCAGGGAGGCCCAACCAUUUUAAGUGAGGGGCCCCAGGCAAUGUUCUUUUUGAGGCAUUUUGUACCCUUUGAUGUAUCUUUUUUAUCAUUUUAUUUUAUCCUGAUUUUGAUCAUUUGGGAUCAGUAUUCCCCAAAUACUUUUAGGCUUAGCUUUUCUGAUCUAUAACUUUUUACUAUAUUGGUUUCUUUGAUGUCUUGGUUUUUUGGUGGGGGGUAGUGAUGGGUGGGAGGGCAUCCAUUUGGUUUUAAUCUGGAAAAAACACUGUGCAACGCUUGGGAGGACCUUUGUAAAGAUGUACUAGACAUUUUUUUUUCAGUAUAGAGAGGAUGAGAUUAGCUGGCUGUGCUGAGAAAGCUAGGACUUGGCUCAGUUCCUUCACCUUUGUGAGGGGUUAGACAGGAGGGUCCAUGACCCUCUCAGGGAUUUUCCUUUGGGACUUAGAGUCUUUGGCUCUCAGUAUUUUGGUUUUUGUGAAGUGAAGCAAGUUCAGGGUCAAGCGAGAGGCAAAAAGGAUCUAGUACCAGUGCCAAUGGAAGAUAGAAACAAUAAGGGAUGUGAGUUGGGGGGGACUGGGGAUGGGUGGGGUGGGUAGUAGGGAAGUUAUAAGGGAGCUUGCAGUAUUUCUUGCUAAUCUCUUUACCAGGAACCUUGGCCUGAGCUAGAAUUUAUCUGCUGCUGUUUUUGUUAUUGUUUUUGUCUUUGUCUUUGUCUUUUUUUUUUUUUUUUAUCCUUCCCUCCCAACCAUCUUUGGCAUGGGAGACUCUCCCUUCACUCCUUUCGGUCAUUCCCACAUCAAAUUCCCAAACUCCCCUUUUAACCCCCAAACAUUCCUGUUAGAACUCUUGAUCAUAUACCUCGGUAGUUCAGAUGCUGCAUUUCUCACAUAUUGCUGCUUUUAACAAAGGAAAGGACAGAUGGAGGUGUUAGAAGGGAUCUCAGAGGUUGUCUAGGACAAUUUCCUUACUUGACAAGUGAACACAAGACCCAGACGGAAUCAGAAUUUGCUCCCCCAGAUAACAGGGCCCUUAAUAUACCUUUGGAUCCCCAGAUAGAUGACUGGGUGAGUUAAUCCCUGCAGAAAUGUGGUCUCCCUCCUUGUGUUGGUAGAGUGGAGUGAUAAUCCUCCAACAUAAUUCUAAAACACUCUCUUCUCUAUUCCCUAUCUCUUACCAAGGAGGAAUUAAUACAAAAUAAAACAUUAAAGCAAUCAUUGUAUAUCCUUAAAAAAACCAAAACUCAGAAGUGUAAAACCCAAUUUAUAGCAUAUACAAAGCUUUGCAAGUAUGAAAAGGGGCUAGUGGAAAAUUUGUCCUCAACAAAACAAACCCUCCACCCGUCCCCAACUCCCAACCCCUCUUUGUUGGUUCUAGUAAUCAAUCCGGAAAAAAGUCUGAGAAUCCCACAGAAAACCUCCGUGAUCUAGAUUCCUUAUAGGCUCACACACUAGAGCCAGUUCAGUGAUCUGCUUUCCAUCUAUCUUUCCUUUUUUUUUUUUUUUUUUUAAAUUACCUGAGAAAUGUCAGCACAACCAACAAAUCCCUGACCAUUGGUUUACUUUAAACGUCAUAAAAAUUGGGACCAGGAGUGCAAAUGUUCUGGUUUGGCCAAAGCUUCCUUCCUUCCCCCUUCUUCCCCCCUCCCCCAAUUUGCUUGCCAGGGUUAGUGGUGUUGGGGUCUCUCAAAGGUGGAGUGUAGGAGUCGUUUCCUCUUUAGGACAAAAUACCAUGGCAAUGAUAAAAGAUGCUGCUAUUAAAGAGAUAACUUCCUCACCAUCGAACCAAAAAUGGCAAGGUCUAAUUCCUUUGUGUUUGUCUUUUAAAUUUUUCUCUCCUUAUUCCCUCCCCUCUUCACCUGUCUCCCCACCCCCCACCUGUUCCUUCCCUCUCCACCUGUCCCCUCCUUUGUCCACUUGUCCCCUCCCUCUCCACCUGUCCCUUCUCUUCUCUACCUGUUCCCUUCCCUUUCCCCUUGUUCUCUCCUCUCUCCCCUUGUCCUUUCCCUUCUCCCCUUGUUCCUCCCCCUCUCCCUCUAUUCUCUGUUCCCUCCCAUACCCUCCCCAUUAUCCUUACCUAACCAUCCUUCCAUCCCUUCAUACCUCCAUUACUAGCUUUUUUGGCCGUUUUUUUUUUUUCCUGGUAAGGAGUUUCUGCUAUCUAUGUGAGCAACUCAUCCAAUCUUGUAAGAGAUGAUGCAGAAAAGAGACUUGGUGAAUGGUUUUUGAUGCACAGAGUUAGAUCUGGUGUAUCUUAAGUUUUGGGCGUGGGAUGGGUUUAGCUAUAUCUGUCAACACGAUUUUAAAUUUGUAUUAACUUCAGCAGCAAGAAUGCCUAGAGCAGUGGCAGCAUUUUGCCUCCCUGUAAAAUUUAUUUUUUUCUCCAUAGGCCUUUUUCUAAGUUUUCAGCCACAGUCACUCCCUUCCCUUCUUUCCUGUCAGCUUUAUACCUUUGAUGUGUUUCCCCUAUUGAAGUCUCCCUUAGCAUAGUUACUCAGCCACUUUCUGAGUCAACAUUAGAGCAAAUUCCCUUUGGAUAGCUGUUCUCAUUGCUUCUUCAAGCAGAUAGGUUGCUCUAUGCUGCCUACUCAACAGAACCACCUGAGAUCAGCAAUACUCUGUUGAGCCUCAUUCCUUGGGACGGUUUGGAAUUAUACCUAAUUUCCUUUGUCAAAGAUAUGAGUUGAUUCAGUUCUCAUGGUGCCCUCUAGCAUUGUCUCCAUAUUUUUCUCCCCUCCACCCCAAUAAAUAAGUAAAUUAAUCAAUAGUAUUUGUGGAAUAGGUGAUUUCAGAAGGAAUCAGAGUGAAUAAACCAAAUAUUACAAACACUAAAACAUUUCAGCUUUAUUUAAAUUGUAUCCCUCAUACAGAGGAGAAUCAGGAAGAUUGAGUCAAAUUUGAGUCAAAAUUUCAUAAAAUAACAAUUCACUUAGAAAACUAAAAGAUGAGACAUAGUUGGGGGAAAAGACCAGAAUGUAGAGAUAGGGAUUCUUUUGAGCAGGGGUUCAGCAGCCACUAGGCUGCUAGGAGAGUCAGUACUCAGAGCCCCCUCCCCCUGGAAUUACCUCCCAUUCCUCAGGUGGGCUGCUGUCUUUUGAACAGUCGCCAGCCUCUAAUCUAAAACACAUUCUGCUUCACAGCUGGACUUUGACAUCCAAUUCUGCAAGCCUCUCUUUGCCUCAUCUCGGACCUCUGAAGCACUAGUGGCUUAAAAAAAAAUUGCUGUGUUUUCCCCUCUCUAGUCCCCUGACCACCCUUGGGUGGAGGUGCUAACAUACAGGGACACAACAACAGGAGAGGAAGUGAUUUGUGUCCCUUGGCCUCCCCAAGUCCACCCUAUUUUUGCCUCUCAUUCAGCCUCUUCCCCAUCCCUUUAAUCUCUUCCAUCCAUCACAAAGCAAUAUUCCUCAAGGUGAGGAUCCCCAGCCUCCUUGUCACCUCACUUCAUCUUGCAGGACUUUUCUACAGAGGCAUUGGGUGAUAGAUGAUUUUCACUUCCCACCCUCUCCAAAUCCUCCUAACCUUCCCAUGGGGGCAGUAAGGGAAAAUAGGUUUGUUGGUUUCUAAUGCACUUUUCUGCUUGCAAUGGUCUGUCUGUGCUUUUCUUCCUUCCUGCCCGGCUUUUGUUAUUUAAUGCCACAUUUUUAGCAUGUUUUUAAAUAAAAAUGGAUAAUUUGAGUCAAAAGUACAGCCCAGUGUGUUCCCCACAUGGCUUGAUAUUUCUUGACCUCUCUCUCUCUCUGAGCACUAAGAACCCUCCCAUACAGGUGGUGGUCCCUACUCUCGGGGGAAUUUCCUUCUUUUGGGUACUCUGUAUUUUCACUGAAUUUAGACCAGCACAUUUAUUAUUGUAGAGUUUCUUUUUCACAAGAGAGGAUCAAAUCUAGCUGUUUUGGUGGGCCUGUGGAGUUCAAGCCAAGUUGGCUGAACUCCAGAGCAGUACAGGAGAACUUGGGUCACUCUUGGAGAAUAUGGUGAGCACAUUGGGAUAUACCGGGGGCAGGACAGCCUUCCACACUGUGGGCUGGGCACUCUGCAUGAAAAGCCUGGUCCUGUGGGGAGGUUUCAGAGGAAGGAGGGACUUUCUUGAGUUGUCAGUCUGUUAUGGUCAUGACUCCAGUGGUCAUUUCUUUUGUGCAAACUUCUCAAUAUCCCUGGGAAGAUGGGGCAUGGUAUCUUGACUGCAGAGCAGUUGGGGUAGGGCCGUAAGUGCCCUCUGGGGUACUGGGGAUCUUUUUUAAGGACCUGUGUUUUUAAGACACAGGCAAACUUUCCAGCCACGCAGACCUAAACACCUCCCUAUUUUACCUGGCAGUUUCAUAGACUGCUAUGGCCAAAAAAUGUCACUUUUUGCUCAGCUUUCCAAUGCUGAGCCUUUCUCCCCAUUUAAGCAGGCUGGUCUCCGGACAACUGAUCAGCAGUCCAUUAUAGGGCCCAUGCUUGGGGUCUUUACUUGGCUAGGACCUGCCUGUGCUUCUGCUUUGCUAGUAUAGCCUUUGAGAGCCUUGGGUCACUUCCACCGUGAUGAAGUAUUUUAAGAUGUCACUGGAGGAGUAACAGGUAGUGAUAAAAGCACCUACCAAAAAGCCUCAGUUCUGUCCUGCUGGAAGGAUUCUGAAAGAGAAAAGGGGGUACUAGGUGGAUAAGAAUUCAGAGAGCCCUCUUAAGUUCUGUAUGUUUUUUAAGGAGUAUCUCUAUAAGCGCUGACUCGGAUUAGAUCAUAGGGCAGGGACUUCUGCGGCCUGAAGGCUAGAAGGGUGGUUCCCUCCAGAUUGAUUUCUUCCAGGCUCUUCAUUCUGCUCCUGCAUCUAUCCUGGGGCUCCUAUAUGACCCUUGGUGCUCAGCUCUUUCUAUGCAAUACCUACCUGAGCCUUUGUACUGGGGAUUUUGUAUCAGCUUGACUUACAGAAAUAAAUAAUCUUAAACUAAA
Messenger RNA from Antechinus flavipes (yellow-footed antechinus), 7284 nucleotides. RefSeq names its product tetraspanin 9 (gene TSPAN9). The record is from RefSeq and is a predicted model, not a curated record. Gene Ontology annotation, cellular component: membrane. NCBI's taxonomy places the organism in Eukaryota, Metazoa, Chordata, Mammalia, Dasyuromorphia, Dasyuridae. The coding region runs from base 770 to 1768 and encodes 332 amino acids. The transcript is spliced from 7 exons.